AUGAAAGUUUUGAAAACGGGACAUAUAAGUCCCUCUCACUCAAAACGACGUCGUUCUGAGUGCUGCCCUAAUACUAAAAUUUGUUUGGGUCGUUCUGAUGCCCCGCCAGCCGUACCAGUGGCAGCGCCGAUCGCCGAUGGGUCUACGCCAAGUUUGGUGGCUGAUAAACCAAAGAGUUCGUUCUCUUCGUGGUUUUAUCAGAAGCAAAAUCCCAACUCUGAGGGUGUUCCCUGGUGCAGGCUCUUAUCCCAGUCUUCACAGAAUCCGAAUGUUCCUAUUUCCACAUCGAACUUCACAAUUGGUUCUAGUAGAAAUUCCAACUUCCCGCUGAAGGAUCAUACUGCAAGUGGAACUUUGUGCAAGAUCAAGCAAUCCCAGCGUGAGGGGAAUGCUGUAGCUGUGCUUGAAAGUACUGGCAGCAAAGGAUCUGUGCUAGUAAAUGGAAUGCUCGUCAAGAAGAGUACCAGCUGUGUGCUUAACUCGGGUGAUGAGGUGGUUUUUGGUUUGCUGGAAAAUCAUGCUUAUGUUUUUCAGCAACUGCAUCCUGAAACCGCAGUUAAGGGUGCAGAAGUUCAGAGUGGUGGUGGGAAGUUACUGCAGAUUGAAAAGAGAACAGGUGACCCUUCAGCCGUAGCUGGGGCUUCUAUUUUGGCUUCUUUGUCUAGCUUUAGGCAGGAUCUUACAAGAUGGAAGUCUCCAUCUCAGUCUGCCAGUAAGCCUCACCAGGGUACUGACGUUUCAGAGAGUGAGCUUGAUGGCAUGGAAGGCAACUCAACUCCAAAUGAAGGGACUGACAAAGCCACUGAUACUGGAGCAAGCGACAAGAAUUCUCCUAUGGAUUGCGAUCCAGAUGAUGCAGUCACAGAGGCAGGCAAUGUAAAAAUCUCUGGGGUGAAUGAUUUCCUAAGGCCUUUCUUCCGGGUCUUUGCUGGAUCUAGUUGUAAACUGAAAUUGAGCAAAAGUAUCUGUAAACAGGUGUUGGAAGAAAGAAACGGAGCGAGGGAUACACAAGCUGCAUCAUCUUCGGGUACAUCUGUGUUAGAGGGACUAAUGUGUCCCGUUUUCAAAACCUCCAUCCCACUUACUUGCCACGUGGGAACGCCGAUGAGCCAGGUCAGCAUAGGGGGAGCCAGCUCAGCGUUUUCCGUCCGCUCUGAGGGUGGCUCAUAG
This is a messenger RNA of Arachis duranensis, 1170 nucleotides long. RefSeq lists its product as uncharacterized. The transcript is spliced from 5 exons. Bases 1 to 1170 code for a protein of 389 amino acids. Lineage: Eukaryota; Viridiplantae; Streptophyta; Magnoliopsida; Fabales; Fabaceae. The record is from RefSeq and is a predicted model, not a curated record. Gene Ontology annotation, molecular function: protein binding.